This is a messenger RNA of Sphaerulina musiva SO2202, 2034 nucleotides long. RefSeq names its product NAD(P)-binding protein. The record is from RefSeq and is a predicted model, not a curated record. Gene Ontology annotation, biological process: S-adenosylmethionine biosynthetic process. Bases 172 to 2034 code for a protein of 620 amino acids. Gene Ontology annotation, molecular function: methionine adenosyltransferase regulator activity. Gene Ontology annotation, cellular component: methionine adenosyltransferase complex. NCBI's taxonomy places the organism in Eukaryota, Fungi, Ascomycota, Dothideomycetes, Mycosphaerellales, Mycosphaerellaceae. The transcript is spliced from 5 exons.
GUCUUCAUCAACAAACGCAUCUUCCAAACCCCCUCCCUCCGCCACACCCAAGUAACCUUCGCAGCCUUCCACUUCCUCAUCACAUUCUUACUUCUCCUCCUCCUCUCGCGCCUCGCCCUUUUCACUCCCAUCAAACUCGACUCCUACACCUUGCUCCCCCUGGCGCUCGCCAUGAUUUGCAACGUCGUCCUCCCCAAUGCUUCGCUCGCCUACUCCAGCAUUCAAUUCUACCAAGUCGCUCGCGUGCUGUUAACGCCUUGCGUUGCAAUUUUGAAUUUUGCGCUUUAUUCACGAGGAAUUCCUGCUAGGGCGGCUUGGACUUUGGCGCCGGUUUGUUUUGGCGUGGGUGUUGUUUCGUGGUUUGAUACUACUACUACUACUAGUAAUCCUACCAAGGGCGAUGACGGUGGAGGAGAACGAUUUACGACUACGACGACAACGACUACGACGCCCUUGGGAGUCGCAUUUGCGAUGAUGGGAGUUGUGGCGAGUUCAUUGUAUACGGUGUGGAUUCAAUGGUAUCAUGAAAAAUUGGAAUGCUCGAGUAUGCAAUUGUUGAUGAAUCAAGCGCCGGUUAGCGUUUUGGUGAUGUUGUAUGUGAUUCCUGUGGCGGAUGAUGUUACUGUGUGGAGGGAUGUGGGGUGGGGGGUUUAUGGGUUGAUUGGGAUUAGUGGAUUAUUGGCUUGUCUGAUCAAUCUUUCGCAAUUCGUGAUUAUUCACGAAGCUGGUCCUGUGAGUAGUACUGUCGUGGGACAUUUCAAGACGUGCUCGAUUGUGGCUAUGGGGUGGAUUGUUUCGGGGAAAUCUUUGACGGAUGGGAGUUUGGUGGGGAUUUUACUUGCGAUUGGAGGGAAAGAAAAGAAUGAGGAGGGAGGAGGAGGGGGGUGUGACACGAAGAAUUUCGACUCCCCUUGCUGUGAUGAUUUGAUCUAUAUAUCCCUUGCUUUUUCUUUGUGCACGUCAACAUUUUUUUGCAACCUAACCAACUUCUUCAUGAUUUCUGCAAUUCGAUCUACCCUUUUCACUGAACAACCCCCUUCCACAUCAACUUCCACUUCCACUUCCACCACCAUGUCCUCCUCCUCCUCCACCACCACCACCCCCAACCGUUUCCUCAUCUGGGGCGCCCACGGCUGGAUCGGCAGUCUCCUCAUCGAUCUUCUCCGGCAACAAGGCAAAGACGUCCACGGCACAACCACGCGCAUGCACGAACAAGAAGCCGUACGAAAGACGCUGGACGAAAUUCAACCUACGCAUGUUAUCAAUUGUGCGGGGAAAACUGGAAGGCCGAAUGUGGAUUGGUGUGAGAGUCAUAAGUUGGAGACGAUGGAGAGUAAUGGGUUGGGGACGUUGAUGCUUUCGUAUGAGUGUGAGAAGAGAGGGGUGCAUUGUACGGUGUUGGGCACGGGAUGCAUCUACACUUCCCAAUACACCCCCGACAACUCUACCCUCCUCUCCCCACCCUUCACCGAAUCCGACCCAGCAAAUUUCACCGGAUCCUUCUACAGCGCCACCAAAGCUCCCAUUGAAACGUUUCUCAAAAAUUACCCUUGCACCCUCGUCCUCCGCCUCCGCAUGCCCGUCUCCUCCGAUCUCCAUCCUCGAUCCUUCGUGACGAAAAUUCUCGCCUAUAAAAAAAUCGUCAACAUUCCCAACUCGCAUUCCCUUCUCCCGGAGCUCCUCCCCAUCAUCAUCGCCAUGUCCGAGCAUCGCGAGCAAGGCGUUUAUAAUUUUACUAACCCGGGUGCGAUUUCGCAUAAUGAGGUGUUGGAGCUGUAUCGGGAAUUGGUGGAGCCCGGGUUGGCGUGGGAGAAUUUUUCGCUGGAGGAGCAGGCGGAGGUGAUUGUGGCUGGGAGGAGUAAUUGUGCUCUUGAUAGUGGGAAAUUGGUGGAGAAGGUGAGGGAGUAUCAAUGUGAGGAGGGAAGGAAGGAUUUGGAGGUGUUGGAAAUUCGGGAGGCGUAUAGGAGGUGUUUUGGGAAGAUGGGGAGGGAGAAGGGGGGGUUGCAGCAGAGGGGUGGGGCGGGGGUGGUUUAG